Fusarium pseudograminearum CS3096 is the source of this 1803-nucleotide messenger RNA. RefSeq lists its product as uncharacterized. Lineage: Eukaryota; Fungi; Ascomycota; Sordariomycetes; Hypocreales; Nectriaceae. The transcript is spliced from 3 exons. Bases 1 to 1803 code for a protein of 600 amino acids. The record is from RefSeq and is a predicted model, not a curated record. Gene Ontology annotation, molecular function: thiol oxidase activity; protein-disulfide reductase activity; FAD binding. Gene Ontology annotation, biological process: protein folding in endoplasmic reticulum. Gene Ontology annotation, cellular component: endoplasmic reticulum membrane; endoplasmic reticulum.
AUGAAGUCUGCUAGCAGGCUGUUUUACCUCUCCGUGUUUGCUCUAUGGGCUGCACCGGGUUCUUGCGAGAGUUCAAAUGAUGAAUGCCAUAUCUCACCAAAGUCCAUCGUUGGCGACGCCUGCGCUUCCUAUUCCACCCUCGACAAACUGAACCUCCACACCAAACCCGCCAUCGACGACCUCACCCAAAACACCGACUUUUUCUCCCACUACCGAGUCAACCUCUUCCACAAGAAAUGUCCCUUCUGGGAUGACGAGAAUGGCAUGUGCGGCAACAUCGGCUGCGCCGUCGAAACUCUGGACAACGAAGAAGACAUCCCCGAGAUCUGGCGCGCCCACGCCCUAGGCAAACUCGAAGGCCCUCGUGCUAAGCACCCCGGCAAAAAAGCCCAGCGCCAGCACCCCCAGCGACCCCUCGGUGGUCUUUUGGGUGAAAACGUCGGCGAGAGCUGUGUCUUUGAGUACGAUGACGAAUGCGACGAGCGAGACUACUGUGUCCCUGAGGACGAAAGCGCUAGCUCAAAGGGCGAUUACGUGAGCUUGGUCCGAAACCCCGAACGAUUCACUGGAUACGCUGGCGACGGCGCCAAGCAGGUCUGGGACGCCGUCUACCGGGAAAACUGCUUCCAGAAGAGUUCGUUCCCCAAGUCUGCCGAUCUCGGUCAGUCUGGAUGGCAGCACGGUCCUGCUGCUCAAGACUUUAAACAGAUCCUCGAUGCGGCUGGUCGCCAGGCCCAGCUUGAGGAGCGGCGCCAGGAGAACCCCAACACACCGUUUGUCGCAAACACUGGCUUCGAGGUUGAGGAUGAGUGUCUUGAGAAGCGUGUGUUUUACCGUGUCAUGUCGGGAAUGCACGCCAGCAUCAGCACCCAUCUGUGCUGGGAGUUCCUCAACCAGACUACCGGACAGUGGUCGCCCAACCUGAGCUGCUACGAACAUCGUCUGCACAAGUUCCCCGAUCGUAUUGGAAACGUCUACUUUAACUAUGCACUCAUGACCCGCGCCAUCGCCAAGCUUAGCCCGUACCUCCAGAAGGAGGAGUACAAGUUUUGUCUGGGUGAUCCCUCCGAAGACGCUGCCACACGCGCAAAGGUCCUUGAAGUCACUGAGAAAGCCGCUAGUGUUCCUCAAAUCUUUGACGAGAGUCUCAUGUUUGUUAACGGCGAGGGCCCGUCUCUGAAGGAGGAUUUCCGCAAUCGCUUCCGUAACGUUAGUCGUCUUAUGGACUGUGUUGGCUGCGACAAGUGCCGUCUCUGGGGCAAGCUUCAAACCGCUGGUUACGGAACAGCUCUCAAGAUCCUUUUCGAACUGGAUAACAACAACGAGGACGUCCCUCAUCUCCAGCGCACUGAGAUUGUCGCUCUUUUCAACACGUACGCUCGUAUCAGCAGCUCUCUCCACAAUAUUGGCGAGUUCCGUAAAAUGAUGGAAGCCAAGGUUGAGAACGAAAAGGUCGCAAAAGAGUUCGACGAGGCCACUGAAACGGACAGACUGCGCGCAAAGCUUGAAGCCGAGGCUGCGGAGAAUGACCAGAUUGACGAUGCCAUGAGGGAGUUUAUCGAGCUACGUGCCAAGGGCCCCGAGGAGGAGUCCAUGAUGGGUCACCUUGAACAUGAAUUCGCUCAGUUCAAGGCUGUUUUGCGCAUCAUUCUCAACGGCUGGAUGCGCACCCCCAAAACACUAUGGGCCAUUUUUAAAUACGAAACUUGGCGUCUUUUCCGCCUCUGGGUCGGUCUUCCUGUUGGUCCACGAGUGUGGUCGUUUGGACUCCCCAACGUUGACCUGGGCAAGGAUGAGCUGUGA